This is a messenger RNA of Spodoptera litura, 2429 nucleotides long. RefSeq lists its product as uncharacterized. The record is from RefSeq and is a predicted model, not a curated record. NCBI's taxonomy places the organism in Eukaryota, Metazoa, Arthropoda, Insecta, Lepidoptera, Noctuidae.
GGGACGGAGCGCGGACUCAGAGCAACGUUAACGCGCACGUUCGCGUCCGCGGUGUAUCGUACUCGCGUAUGUUCAGUGUUGUCGUACAUUUUGGUAACUGAAAUUUUGUGGUUUGCGUUUUUAUUUGUUACUGAGAAAAUUGUAUCUGCUGUUUGAUUUUCGAAGCUGUAUCAUUUGUAACGAUGUGAGAACGGGACAGUGUGUGUUACUAAGUCAUUUCUUGCUGCCAAACAAAAAAUGUGUUCGUUAAAAUGUUUCACCACGAUGUACAUUAAUUAACUAGAACGUUCAAGUUUUUGUUCAAAGCUUCAGUGGUUAACGUUAACUGACUUUUUGUCUUACUGGACUUGGAUAGACUAACUACAGUUAAGAUUAAAUAAUGGAACACUGUUCAACAGUACAAAAAGGUGUCAGUGCAAAAAACUACAAUGAAAACUAGGCUGAAUAAAAUAACUGUUGCUAUCAGUGAAUAGAAAAAAAAAUGAAAAGAUUUAAAAAGUGUUCAAAUUGAAUUUGGAGUGUUCGAAAAUGGCGGUGUGGGUGUGGUUGGCGGCAUUGCUGUGUGGCUCUCAAGCUGCAGUGCUACCACCACCAUGGGCUGAUGUAAAGAGGAAUCCGUGUGCAGCACUGCCAAGAGGAUGGCUCAUGCUGUACUGGCCAAAGGACGGAAAAUGCUACACCAUUUAUAAGAAAGGACACCCAUGUGCAGAAACCCAAGAACUGAGUCCAGGACGAUGGGGCGGACGAACUAUAGCGGAGUGCAAAUGUCCUCCCGGCACCGCCCAGCUCCCUCACACCAACACUUGCCAUAAACUCUUCGAGAAGGGUCCCUGUAGGCCAGGGGAGUACUUCGCACCCGUCGAGGAGUCAUUCAACAAAAGAGGUGAACGCCAAGGUAUGUGCGUGAGACCUCAACAGUGCGCUGAUGAGACCUUGGUCUACUGGCCUGCUGACGGUAAAUGCUACUACCGGAGUACUCAAGGUCCUUGCUACCCUGGGUCAGUACUGGAAGCUGGAGAAGAUGGCAUUGCUAAUUGUUCAUGUGAAAUCUCCGGUCCUCACUACUGGCCUGCUGAUGGUAGCUGCUACCCCCAUUAUACAAGAGGUCCCUGUGAGAAGGGACAGUUAUUCCUGCCGGGACCAAGGUGUGGCUGCGAGAGUCAUCUACCUCAUUAUCAUAAUGAAACUGGAGCUUGUUAUGAAUUAGAUUCUCUGGGCCCAUGUCCAAGAGGUCACACGUUCUCCAUAGCCGAGGUUGCUCCGCACGGCUCCCGAGCUGAAUGUAGAUGCAAGAGCUUCCAUGCUCGUGCUUCUGAUGGAGUGUGUUAUCGACUGUACACCAGAGGACCCUGCGCCCAAGAUGAGAUGAUUGCUAGAGGCGGACGAUGUACUAAGGUGCCUUGCGCUAGAGGUCGUCUGUAUGUACCAGAACGUCGUCGCUGUUAUCGACCUGGUACUCCUGAACCAUGUCCAGCUGGUGAAGUCGUGGCUUUCGACUUUGAAGCUCGACCAGCGAUAGACGGACUAAGCCAUAAUGGGGUGUGUGCGUGUGGAAAUGGGGCUUGCAGUCGGCGCGAGGUGCGUUUAGACGUGGAAGCCUGCACCACACGUCGUGGCACAGCCCCCUACAAUGGAACCUGUCACAUCCUGAACACACAAGGUCCUUGUCCAGAGAACUCCUGGCUCAUGAGAGACCAUAAAAACAACAUCAGGUGUAAGUGCAUGCCAGGGAGGAUCCCGCCCAACUGUGACGAAGAUACCAGAGUGACUGUUAAGAGUUGAUAUAGUGACAGUGGAUAAUAAACUCAAGUUUAAUUAACAGACAGUUUAUUGUUGAAUAGCCGGGCUUUCCUAGAGAUGUUGGACAUGUUUGAAGAACAGAUAGCAUGUGACGUGUCUUUUAGGGUACAAAAGGGCCAAUUCUAGACUAAAAUCGUUCCCACCCCAUCCCUCAAUCAGAAAAUACGUUGUCAUAGGAGGAUAAGGGAUUUAUACGAGGUUGUGAACAUUUCGUUAUUUAACUGCGAGUUAGUUUUUAGCUACGAGAUUUCGAGGUAAUUCAAGAUUUUUAAGUGAACUAGGAUAAGACCAGUCUUAUCCUGUCGAAUGUAAAUUAUCAAAUGAUCAAACAGAAGUCGUAUUUAUUGUAAGUUUCUUAGUUUUGUAAGUAGUAUUGUACGUUUCAAUUUGUACAUACAUACAUAGAUUAUAACUUAGUUAUGUAUAAAAUUAAAUACGUAAAGGACUACAAUUAAGUAGGUUGAAAUGAAAAUAAAUUAAAUAGAACUUAUUUAAUUUAAAACAUGAAAUUCUUAUUUAUGCAUUUAUAACUGGCAUUCUUUUGUAAUCCAUUUUUAUCAUAAAAACGAGACGACAUUAUGUAUGAAUGGCGUGGGAUGAAAAAAAAUAAAAGAAAUCAAAUAUUUUUU